Molecule: messenger RNA, 975 nt
Organism: Sclerotinia sclerotiorum 1980 UF-70
Lineage: Eukaryota; Fungi; Ascomycota; Leotiomycetes; Helotiales; Sclerotiniaceae
Exons: 3
Source: RefSeq, a predicted model, not a curated record
UGUGAUGGUAAACAACCUUGCGGUCACUGUGUUAAGAAAAGUUCGCACAACGAAGCAUGCAUCUACGAACCCCAUGUCAAGAAUGCGAAGAUGACGUUGGUCAGAGACUUGAAAGAGAGCCGUGCUAUCAAAAAUAUGGCAGAGAAGAUCUUUAAAUGUCUAGAGAAUGACACUGAUAACGAGCAAGAAAUUCUCGGGCGCAUUAAGAAUGGAGAUUCAAUUACUAGCAUAGCCCAUUGGCUGGACUCUAUGGAUAGCAAUGGAGAAUCGCAGCCGUCUUCGUUCGGAGGUUCCGAUAAUGAGGUCGACGGUGAUCUAUCUAAGGAAUUUUCCUGGACGACAGUGACGGAUGAGAGUGAAGUAAUCGAGCAUCUGAUCGCGCUGUAUUUCACCUGGGUCCACCCGUUCCACCCUUUAUUCGUUGAAGUCAUGUUCUUGGUACGAUGUGCACAAGGUCAAGGCUUAAGUGGUUCCGUUUACUUGACCAUCGCAACCAAGUCUAUGGAAAGCCUCAGACCAAGUCACAAUGACGACGUUGGUUAUCGACAAGUCUGGAGAGAAACAGUCAGAGGUAUAAAUAGCUUGAAUGUCGAAUGGGCCCAGAUGACUUUCAAGAUGGCACCAGCCUUUAUUCCAGAGCUGCAGCCAACUCAACAGGACAACGAAAUAACCGAAUGGGAGGGCGACGUUGACAAGCUCAGCUGGAAACUAUAUCGACUUCCCGAAGACUUCAGAGGUGAACCGACAUUCCCUUGUCUCACGGCAACUACCAACCGUGAAAAGUUGAAGCUCAUUGAAAUCAUUCGCGACGCUACGAUCCUCUUAUACAACGCCACUGGUCCUCAAAUAUAUGCCGAAGACUUGCUGGCUAUUUAUCGAAGGCUAUUGGUUUGGCACGAGAAUUUACCACCAAAGAUUGCUAGGACAGGCGAAAAGAACCCGCAAGCAUUGCCACAUGUGCUUUCACUGCAGUAA